Messenger RNA from Rotaria sp. Silwood2, 462 nucleotides. The record is from the annotation of a GenBank genome assembly. NCBI's taxonomy places the organism in Eukaryota, Metazoa, Rotifera, Eurotatoria, Philodinida, Philodinidae.
AUGGAUAUGGCAUUUCUUCCUUUAUCAGAAGCUGAUAAAGCUUUACUUAAUCAGGGUUACGAUAAAGCUUUAUCGGAAGGUCAUAAAGGUCUUUUCCAUGAAGAUUACAAUAGAGCUCACACACUUUAUGGAAAUAUACUUAUCAUCUAUGAAGAUGAUAUUGAUUCACAUCUAAAGUCGGUCAUUCUAGCAUCAAUGGCAAAAUGCAGCAAUAAAUUACACUAUUAUGAUCGUGCAAUUAUGGAAGCUACAUCUGCUCUUGAUAAAGAUUCCACAUGUGUGAUUGCAUUAAAACAACGAGCUGAAUCACAUUAUAAAUUGAAUCAUUACGAACAAGCAAAAAUUGAUAUUAAUGAUGCAUUUGCACUUGCACCAUCUGAUAUUGAACUUUUAGAAUUGCUCGAUAGAUUCAAAACAGAAGAUCUAAAUCGUUUUGGUACGUAUCUAUAUUUGAUGUUAUAA